UCUCGGUCCCGGAAGUACACAAACACAGGGCGCUCACGUUGCUUUUUUAGCAAUGGACACCAUACAUGCGUGUUUCAAAGAGAAAAUCGGUGAAGUGCUUUUACCAGGAGAUGUGUUCUCAAUCAGGUUGUCUGAAUCUGGAGAUGGUAGUAUCAAAACCGAAAAGAUAAUAUGCGGUCCAGGGCUCCGGAGAAACGGAGAGGAAGUUCAAGUGUGUAAAAGUGGAAUUUUGCGCCAUAAACAGCCAAAUAUGUACUGGAUAGACUCUCAGCAGAGACGGUAUGUACCAGCCAAAGGUGAAAGUGUGAUCGGCAUUGUGACUGCAAAGUCUGGAGAUAUCUUCAAAGUGGACGUGGGAGGAAGUGAACAGGCAUCUCUUUCAUACCUGGCAUUUGAGGGAGCAACCAAGAGGAACAGACCUAAUGUGCAGGUUGGAGAUCUGGUGUACGGUCAGUUCACAAUUGCCAACAAAGAUAUGGAACCCGAGUUGGUUUGUAUAGACAGCUGUGGCAGGGCCAACGGGAUGGGGGUGUUUGGAGCUGAUGGGCUGCUCUUUAAAGUAUCACUGGGACUCGUGCGCAGACUUCUGGCUCCUCAGAGUGAAAUAAUAAAGGACCUGGAGAAGAUUUUUCCCUUUGAGCUGGUUGUUGGGAUGAAUGGCAGAGUGUGGGUGAAAGCAAAGGCUGUUCAGCAGACGCUGAUAGUGACCAAUCUUCUGGAGACAUGUGAGAACAUGACCUCACAACAGAGACAGACACUGUUUAAGAGAGUGGCAGAAGGCUCCCUCUAGAGGACAUCUGAAAUACCACUUUUCCCACAAUACACCUGGUGGCGGCGGACACGCCAAAAUUACACAUCAUCAGUUUUCAGAUAUUCAAAGCCUCUGGAAAAGUUCAGAAAUAACAGAGCCUACAAUGGACAUCACUUCCUUUGUAUUUCCAGUUUUGAAAACAGAAUAAGGAAGAGACGUCACCAUUUCUCUUUAAAGAAAUCAAUGCGAUUCUAAAAAUACACUUUUGUAUGAGUAAAAAUUAAUAAAAUUCUGGUGAAACAGCAAAUGCAAACUGAUUUUUGUUGUAGUGAUUAUCGUAAUAACUUAUACUUCAUGUUCGCUGUGUUGUUCGUGUCCAGAAGGGAGCACUUUUUCUCCAGUUUCUUUAGCCGGCUUGUGGUUUUGAAAGUUGCUGCUAUACUGGUAGUUGCAGGAAAUGAGUUAAGAUGUUUGGAUAAGAGAAAUGCAAUGACUGUAACCAGCGUCAUUUUAUAUCCAGUUAUUGAGAAAUACCUCAUCCUUUUUUUUACAGGCAUGUGGAGCAUUAAUCAUUGCGCUAGUCUACAGCAAGCCUAAGGUGUCAAAUAUAAUUCAGUAAUAAAUGUGUGUAGAUAGUUAUAAAGUUUAUUGCUUUUACAACACAGAUUUACAAUACAAAUAUAUAAAAGUC
Molecule: messenger RNA, 1442 nt
Organism: Sinocyclocheilus anshuiensis
Lineage: Eukaryota; Metazoa; Chordata; Actinopteri; Cypriniformes; Cyprinidae
Product: exosome complex component RRP40-like
Exons: 4
Coding region: 53-790 (245 amino acids)
Biological process (GO): CUT catabolic process; TRAMP-dependent tRNA surveillance pathway; nuclear-transcribed mRNA catabolic process, deadenylation-dependent decay
Cellular component (GO): nuclear exosome (RNase complex); cytoplasmic exosome (RNase complex)
Molecular function (GO): RNA binding
Source: RefSeq, a predicted model, not a curated record